Trichoplusia ni (cabbage looper) is the source of this 1897-nucleotide messenger RNA. RefSeq names its product skin secretory protein xP2-like (gene CPG12). The transcript has 2 exons. The record is from RefSeq and is a predicted model, not a curated record. NCBI's taxonomy places the organism in Eukaryota, Metazoa, Arthropoda, Insecta, Lepidoptera, Noctuidae. The coding region runs from base 501 to 1562 and encodes 353 amino acids.
AACAGUUGGGUUUUAUGCACUUAAUAUGAAAAUCACUUUAUUAUAACUAUAAAAAAUCAAAGCACUGAAACACCAUAGAAUUCAUUUUAAAAGUCCAAGGACACCGUAAUAAGUAAUUAUAUUUGUCGUAAAACGUAAAUCGAAAUAUUCACUAAACUGCAACAUCUGAUCCUAAGACAUGAACACGCCAACCUUGAGACCGUACAAAGGAAAAGCAUUCACAGAUCGACAUUAGAAGAUUACGUUAAUUACAUUUAAAUUAUAUCAUUGCUAGAGAACCGGUCGCUACGAAUCUCGACCAAGACAGAUAUAGAGCAUUUUGGUUCGCUCGAAUUCGAACCCCCUCAAAAGCGAAAGUGUAACAUGGUCCUAUAGAGUGCCGCCAUUUUUUUCUUCGCUCGGCCGCUCUUACCGCAUAUAUAUAGCGAAGCUACGAUCGAACACGCAUCAUUCGCAUUCAGGACUUCGCUGACUUCAGUGCAACCUACUAGUGCAGCAUCAUGAGGCACAUGCUCGUGGCCGCCAGUCUGGUGGCUCUCUUGGCCUUCGCCAAUGCAGAAGAAGCUAAGAAAGCAGAAAAAGAAGUGGCAGUGACCGACAACAAGGAAGUUGCGGCGGACGACAAGAAACAGGAGAAGAGAUGGGUUAGCGACAUCGGAUUAGGCUACGGUGGCGGUCACGGUGGAUUCGAGGGCAGUUACGGUGGCGGCUAUGAGGGUGGUUACGGUGCUCACGCCGAUAUCCACAAGACCAUCACUGUUGUCAAGAAGGUCCCAGUCCCAUACCCAGUAGAAAAGCACAUCCCCUACCCCGUAGAGAAGAAGGUUCCCGUACCAGUUAAGGUACCCGUUCCUCAACCCUACCCUGUAGUAAAGCACGUUCCUUACCCAGUCAAGGAGAUCGUCAAAGUGCCCGUGCAUGUGCCUCAACCUUACCCUGUUGAGAAGAAGGUCCCCUACCCCGUGCACGUCCCUGUAGACAGGCCUGUUCCCGUCAAGGUCUACGUACCUGAACCUUACCCAGUUGAGAAGAAGGUGCACGUACCUGUAAAGGUCCAUGUACCCGCUCCUUACCCAGUUGAGAAGAAGGUGCCCUACCCAGUGAAGGUGCCCGUCCAUGUACCCGCCCCCUACCCUGUCUACAAGGAAGUGCCCUACCCCGUUAAGGUGCCCGUCGACAGACCUUACCCCGUGCACAUUCCCAAGCCUGUGCCUUACCCAGUUGAGAAACUCGUACCUUACCCCGUAGAAAAGGCCGUCCCCUACCCCGUCAAGGUCCCAGUCGACCGCCCAGUACCUGUGCACGUUGAAAAACCAGUGCCCUACCCCGUCAAGGUACCCGUGCCAGCACCUUACCCCGUUGAGAAGCACAUCCCAUACCCCGUCGAGAAACAUGUACCGUACCCCGUCAAAGUCCCCGUUGACAGGCCUUACCCCGUGCACAUCGAGAAGCACGUGCCCGUCCACAUUGAGAAGCCCGUACCUUACCCAGUAAAGGUACCCGUCCCUGUUGUUGUCGGUCACGGACACGGCCACGAAUAUGGUCAUCAUGAUAGCUACUAAGGAUGCAGGGAGCAGACGUCUGAUUGUGAUACAUAAAUAUAAGCUUAGCACUAAUACGAACGGGGGACGUGAAAUACCCCGGCUAUGGAUAGUGGUCGUGCUACCAGAUCCACGGAACUUGUAUUCCACGACCCGCGAUCGGAUCAACGACGCACUGAACUAAAUACUCUAUUAGUCUACUUUUUUUGUUAUUUUUUUUUAAUCGGUUAAAGUUACGUUUGAGUUUAUGUACCUGUUAUUUUAAGACGAAAAAAUGAUGAUUUUGAUUUUUCUCUGUAUUUUGGAUGAACGAACUGAUUGUGAAAAAUAAAUGGCCACGCCAAUUGUAAUAUUAA